This is a messenger RNA of Scatophagus argus, 3619 nucleotides long. It is a transcript of the gene man2c1, whose product is annotated as mannosidase, alpha, class 2C, member 1. The record is from RefSeq and is a predicted model, not a curated record. Gene Ontology annotation, molecular function: carbohydrate binding; alpha-mannosidase activity. The transcript has 27 exons. Lineage: Eukaryota; Metazoa; Chordata; Actinopteri; Scatophagidae. Gene Ontology annotation, biological process: mannose metabolic process; oligosaccharide catabolic process. The coding region runs from base 326 to 3394 and encodes 1022 amino acids.
AUGCAGUUCGUCUGUGUUAUGCUGCUGAAGCUUUCUUCCUGCCAGCCAGUUCCCUGCCUCCUCUGCCUGCUUUUGUUCUGGAUUUGCCCAUUUGACCUCUGUCCACUGCUGUAACUAGUAUUAAACAAGGGGGCGUGUUGGCCAGUUAAAAAAACAAAAGAGAGAGACUUCCGGAAAGGCAGCCCACAUGUACAGUCACUAAUGGAGAGCAGAUCUUUGGGACGGCGUCCAAGAUGACGGAUCAGAACGACGCCCCAGGUUUCUAGUUUUGAUUGCUCGCUGUUGGAAAGAAAAAGCUGUAGGUGCUUUGUAUGUGGUUUUCGUGAUGUAUCAUCAGCCUGUGCUGAAGAACAGGCGCACUCUCCUGGAAAGAGCAGAGAAAUUCAUCUCUGAUGUAUAUUUCACCGAUUGCAAUCUGAGAGGACGACUAUAUGGAGACUCUUGUGCACUGGAGUCCCUCUCCUCCUUUUUGUCUUCCAAACGGAUCACAUUCACAGAAGCUUCCAAACAGAACUUUGCACCUUAUGAACUGGGUGAUACCUUUGGACCGACGUGGUGGACAUGCUGGUUUAAAUUGACCCUGAAAAUCCCUGAGUCCUGGAGAGGGAAAGAGGUUCAUCUUCUGUGGGAUAGUGAUGGAGAAGCGAUGGUUUGGAGAAAUGAACAGCCAGUUCAGGGUCUGACUAAAGAAGGUGAAAAAACAAGUUACAUCCUAUCUGACUGUCUGAAAGAUGAGGAGCCACACAGUAUCACCCUUUAUGUGGAGAUGGCCUGUAAUGGAGUUUUUGGAGCUGGUCAAGGGUCCAUGAUUGCAGCCCCAGAUCCAAACAGGAAGUUUUCUGUGCAGAAGGCCGAACUGGUGGUAUUUAAUCGGGAUGUACAGGAGCUGCUGACUGAUUUUGAGAUGCUCAUUGACAUUGUGAAGGAACUUGGUGAGGGAGAACAACGAGGCUACCAGGCACUCUUCACUGUCAAUGAGAUGGUGAACCGCUGUGAUCCAUCUGAUCCCAGCUCCUUUUCCAAAGCACGCAGUCUGGCUCGCAACUUCUUCAACCAGCGGAACGGAGAAAGCCAGCACACUAUUCAUGCCAUGGGUCACUGUCACAUAGACUCAGCUUGGCUGUGGCCCUAUGAAGAGACCAUUCGCAAAUGUGGCCGAAGUUGGGUGACGGCGAUCCGUUUGAUGGAGAAGAACCCAGAGUUUGUUUUUACUUGCUCUCAGGCCCAGCAGUACCAGUGGGUAAAAAGCUGGUAUCCAGGACUCUUCUCCCAGAUUCAGCAUUACGUCAAGAAAGGGCAAUUCAUCCCAGUUGGAGGAGUUUGGGUAGAAAUGGAUGGUAACCUGCCCUCAGGCGAGUCCAUGGUUCGUCAGUUCCUGGAAGGUCAGCGCUUCUUUAACCAUGAGUUUGGGAUCCAUUGCAAGGAGUUUUGGCUACCAGAUACAUUUGGAUACACAGCCCAACUUCCUCAAAUAAUGCAGGGCUGUGGCAUUUCCAGUUUCCUGACGCAAAAGCUCAGCUGGAACCUGGUCAACACCUUUCCGCACAACACAUUUUUCUGGGAAGGUCUUGAUGGCUCCACAGUGUUAACAUACUUUCCACCUGGAGGUUCCUAUGCAAUGAAGUGCAAGGUUGAAGACCUGGUGAAAACUGUGAAAAAUAAUGAAGACAAAGGCAGAACCAAUCACAGUGCAGUGUUGUUUGGUUUUGGAGAUGGCGGCGGCGGACCCACACAGCUGAUGCUGGACAGACUGCGCCGGGUUCGUGACACAGAUGGACUUCCCAAGGUCCAUGUAUCCAGUCCUGAAAAGUUUUUCUCACAGCUUCGGGCUGACUCAGCUCUGCUUUGUACUUGGUCCGGAGAGCUCUUCCUGGAGCUGCACAAUGGCACCUACACCACACAGGCAAAGAUUAAACAGGGGAACCGUCAGUGUGAGGUGCUGCUUCAUGACGUUGAGAUAGCCAGCAGCUUGGCACUGUGUCGGGACAGAACUUUUCAGUAUCCUGUGGAAACAUUACAGAAGCUCUGGAGGCUUCUUCUUUUAAACCAAUUCCACGAUGUGAUUCCCGGCAGCUGCAUUGAGAUGGUUGUGGAGGAUGCACUUGGAUAUUAUGAAGAUAUCCAGAGAGAUGGUGCUACACUUCUGCGUGAUGCCUGCGGAGCCUUGGUGUCAAAGGGCAACUCUGCUGCUGUGUUCAACUCCCUGCCAUGGGAGCGCAAUGAAGUCAUCCAGAUUCACGAUGGUGCUGGUAAACCUGGUUUGGCUCUGGUGAGAGUUCCCAGUGUUGGUUUGUCUCCUGUCAAAGAUGUACAGCCUGUGACUCCAGUCUCUGUGACUGUGCAAUCUGACGGCACUGUCCUCAUGGAGAAUGGGAUUUUACAGACUGUCAUAAACAAAGACGGCACUUUGGCAUCGCUGUAUUUGAUCGAUGCAAACAGAGAAGCCAUCUCUGACAGCUGUCAGGGAAACCAGUUUACCAUGUUUGAUGAUGUCCCUCUGUACUGGGAUGCUUGGGAUGUAAUGGACUACCAUCUGCAGACAAGGAAACCAGUGGUGGAGGUGGUGCAGCCUGCUCAUGUGGUGUCCUCCGGUGGGCUCCGAGGCAUUGUCAGCUUCACCCUGAGGAUCAGUGGUAACAGCACAAUCACGCAGGAGAUUGUCAUGGACACCAUGUGUCCUUACAUCAGGUUCAGCACAAAGGUGGAGUGGGCGGAGUCUCACAAGUUCCUCAAGGUGGAAUUCCCCGUGCGAGUGCACAGCCCCAACGCCACAUAUGAGAUUCAGUUCGGCCAUCUACAAAGACCCACACACAGGAACACUUCAUGGGACUGGGCCAGAUUUGAGGUUUGGGGUCACAAAUGGGCCGAUUUGUCAGAGCACAACUUUGGAGUUGCGCUGCUGAAUGACUGCAAAUACGGCUAUUCAGUCUACAAGAACACAAUGACUCUGUCCCUACUGAGAGCAUCAAAGGCCCCAGAUGCCAAUGCUGAUAUGGGGACUCAUCAUUUCACCUAUGCAGUCAUGCCACAUUCAGGAUCCUUCCAAGAUGCUGCCGUCAUUCAGUGUGCAUACAAUCUCAACUUCCCUUUGAGGUCAAUCCAGUGCAAUCCCGACACCAUGUCCUGGAGUGCAUUUACCAUCAGCAGUGCAGCAGUCAUCCUUGAGACCAUUAAACAGGCCGAGGACAGGAAGGGGGCACUUAUAGUUCGGCUCUACGAGUCACAUGGCAGUAGCGUGAAUGCAACUCUCUGCACCACCCUUCCAGUCAGGGAAGCCUGGCACUGCGAUCUCUUGGAGAGACAUGACCCCACCCAGCCGGUUCGCAUUACGUCAGAAGGAAUCCCCCUGAAAUUCACUCCCUUCCAAAUUUUGUCACUUCUCCUCAUCUUGUGAUACAUAUAGCAUUUUACCAAAUGUCACGGUACGGUACUCAAUAAUUUUGGUCCUCAGGGUAGAAGAUAUUGUAGUUAAAUACUCAAAAAUACAAAACAAAAACAAAAUGUACCUGGUGCCGUUCUGACAGUUAAGAGAAAUGAAUGCAUAUGGUUGACAUCUUUUCAAAGACACCUAUUGUGAUUACUUUGCAUCAAAUCAAUAAACAGUCGUAGAACAUUUGCA